This is a messenger RNA of Morus notabilis, 873 nucleotides long. Its product is annotated as DNA-directed RNA polymerase III subunit RPC10. The record is from RefSeq and is a predicted model, not a curated record. Bases 249 to 581 code for a protein of 110 amino acids. Gene Ontology annotation, molecular function: zinc ion binding; nucleic acid binding; DNA-directed RNA polymerase activity. Gene Ontology annotation, biological process: DNA-templated transcription; termination of RNA polymerase III transcription; regulation of DNA-templated transcription. Gene Ontology annotation, cellular component: RNA polymerase III complex. The transcript has 3 exons. NCBI's taxonomy places the organism in Eukaryota, Viridiplantae, Streptophyta, Magnoliopsida, Rosales, Moraceae.
UUUAUCGCUCUACCCUAAACCCUAAAAAUUGCAGUCUUCGAUGGUUACAAUUCGACUUAGCUGUGUAUUUUUUUGUCCCAAAGAAAAUAAAAAAGGUGAGUUUUUUUCACUUAUUAGUUUGCCAACGAAACCAGGAUUAAUCGAAAUAAUCAAAAAUUCAAAAUCCGAAAACCCAUUUCCAAGAUCAAAAAUAAAAAUUGAAACUUGAGAGAGAGAGAUUUUGUUGGAAGUUCUGAGUUCAGAAGCCAAUGGAAUUCUGCCCAACUUGCGGGGUCAUGUUGCUAUAUGAGCUUCCAGAUCGGGGCCGCUCUGCAAGAUUUUACUGCCCCACAUGCCCUUAUGUCUGCUCCUUAGAAAGCCGGGUUAAGAUAAAGAGAAGGCAACAUCUUGUGAAAAAAGAGAUUGAACCGGUCUUUUCUCAAAAUGAUCUGACGAAAGGCCCCCAAACUGAUGUAACAUGUCCAAAAUGUGGUUAUGGAAAGGCUGCAUAUGAGACGAUGCAAACUCGUUCUGCCGACGAGCCAGAGACAAUAUUUUAUGCUUGCUUGGAGAAGAGCUGUGGGCAUAUUUGGCGUGACUAGGACUUUCAUCAUCCGAAUUAAUACGAUUGGAGGAGAUUUUGGCAUUUUUUAGUGGUCAUGUCUUUUAUUUACACCAGUUUUCAACUGUUCUGCUUAAGAGUUUUGACCUUUCCAGGAUAACUUUGAAUCUUGGUCAUUCGAUUGUAGACUCAAGUAAUUUUAUAAGCAGUUUUUUUCUUCUUUAUUGUGGACCGUCAAUUUACGUUAUUUGUUCUUGCACUUAUAAUGAAUAAUGUGCUGUCAAGUUUAAAUAAACCUGACUUAUGUAAUACCCUUCCCAAAUUCUGGUCCU